Ceratitis capitata (Mediterranean fruit fly) is the source of this 958-nucleotide messenger RNA. RefSeq lists its product as uncharacterized. The record is from RefSeq and is a predicted model, not a curated record. The transcript is spliced from 2 exons. Bases 42 to 908 code for a protein of 288 amino acids. Lineage: Eukaryota; Metazoa; Arthropoda; Insecta; Diptera; Tephritidae.
UCAAGCUCAGCAGCAUACACUUUCGACGGUCAAAUAACAAAAUGCGCGCUUUUAUUGUAUUAGCUUUGAUUGCUGCAGCACGUGCCGAUGUUGGUGGUUACAACUAUGGUGCUGCUGUGGGCUCAUUUCCAUUGGGUGGACACGGUGGUAGUAAUGGCGCCGCUCACUUAAGCGCGCCCAUUGGCGGUGGCAACGCUGGUAAUCUCGGUGGACCUGCCAGUAAUGGCGGUGUUGGCGACUUCGGCUCUCCACUCAGUGCGCCUGUGGCAGCCGCCGCGCCUGCUGGACCAGAGUUUCAAAAGGAGUUCUUCACUUACCAGGCACCCGAUGCUGAAUUCGAUGAUGACAAACCACUUGGCGACUUAUCUUCAGGUUUGAAGAAAAACCUGCGCGUUGUUUUCAUUAAGGGACCCGAAAACAAUGGCCUUUCCGAUGCUGCCCUGCAGUUGGCCAAACAUGCUGGUGAACAGAAAACCGCUAUUUAUGUUUUGCAGAAACAGAGCGACGUAUCGGAUUUGGCGCAAAAAUUGCAAAACCUCAAUGUACAGAACACCAACAAACCCGAAGUGCACUUUGUAAAAUACCGUACGCCCGAAGAUGCCGCCCACGCACAACAUGCUAUCCAACAGCAGUACAACGAUUUGGGCGGAGACUCCGUGUCCCACGACGGUGGCUUAGCACCAGUCUUGAAUUUCGCUUCCCAAUCUCCUGCUGCGCCUGCUGCACCAUCCAACGCCUAUAUUCCACCCGCUGCCCCUGCUUCCCUUCCCGCGCCUGCCGCCCCCGCAGCCCCUGUUGCCCAAUCGAACACGUACAUUCCACCAGCAGCUCCAUCGAAUACAUACAUCCCACCUGCCAGCCAACCAGAGGCUCCAAGCAACGCUUACUUGCCCAUCCUCAAGUUUUAAAUUUCUCAUUAAGGGAAGCUAUGCAUUUCUCGUAGAAGACGUAAGCGCAA